Triticum turgidum subsp. durum (durum wheat) is the source of this 366-nucleotide messenger RNA. The record is from the annotation of a GenBank genome assembly. Lineage: Eukaryota; Viridiplantae; Streptophyta; Magnoliopsida; Poales; Poaceae.
AUGCAGAGGGUUGGGGAGGAGCGUCGACAGCUCGGCGUCCUCCAGGCGCGGGCAAGGAGGAGCUCCGGCGGCGGGAAUCGCAGGAGGAGCUCGGGCCUUAGGUGCGGGAGGCGCGAACAUGAUGCAGGGGAGGCUCGGGCAGGGACGGGCCAACGCAGGCAGCUCCGGACGGGAUCCUCCGGAUCGAACGUAGCAGGGGACAGAGGGACCCUGGGGCAGCUCGAUUUGGCCAGUGGCGGAGCUGAAGGCGCCGGGAACGAUGGCGACAGGAGCUUGGCGCGGGCGAGGGACUCCGGCGACGAGGCAAGGCGGCGGCCACGGGCUUGGACGCACGAGGCUGGAGAUGGCGGGGCACGAUGCUGGUGA